AUGCGGCCGCCGGUGCAUCUGGCAAAGCUGCCACGGGGCGCUUUGAAGCCCCCGAGAAACCACACGCCCAAUCCUCCUUGUCCGCGCCAAUUCUCCUACAGGCACCCCCGCCAAUUCCUCGUUGCCCACCAGGGCUCUGCGCGGCCACAACUCCCGUUCCUAUACCCCUCCGGUCAGCACCUCUCCAACGGCCAGCUCCAGCGUCUAUUCUCCAUCAGCGCGAACCAUAAGAAAUUCAUCAAAGAGACUGCGAAACUGAGUGUGCGAUACAGCAUACUCAUCUUCCUCCUUACGUCAUGCUUCAGUAUUGCAAGUUUGGGCAUACUGAGCGAACAGCAAGAGCGGGCGUUUCCGUCGCCACAUGAAUGGAGUCUGAUCACAAGAUUCAGAUUUAGGAGAGGAAAGUGGUGGCAGGUUCCGGAAAACAACGAGGAAGAGGGGUUUCCGAAUUGGGCCCGAGUCUACUCAGAGCUGGAAUAUGCGCUGAAUCGACUGGAGAACCCAAACAAGGACGGAGCUGGUCUUGCGGAACAAGAAGAGGGAGGAAUACUGGUUCCAGGAGUAGGCAAGGCAGGCUUUGAUAUAUCGGCAAAAAGCGAUGAAUGGCGGCAAGGCUAUUACGAGGUACUCAUGGGCAUGGCCAGUGCCGCAGAGCGACUGGAUGGAUGGGUUACAGACAAGUGGAGAAGGAAUGUCUGGGCACCAGAGUUCGUUCCAUCCGCCACAAAUCCGCGACCGAAGGCUGUGCUUCCUGGAAUGCCAGAAGUACCUGACGAAGAGCAUCGUGUGCCAGCUGCUGAAGCGCCCGAGUCCUUCUACCUCAAGAUCAUCACAUCCAAGGGAUUCACUACAUACCAAAGGUUGUCCGCUGCUUUGGGGUAUGCCGACUGGCUCAGCUUCCGAAGGCUGCCAGACUCUGCUGAAGAGAUGUACAGAUGGGCAUUAGAUAUUGCCAUCGAUGGCCUCCCAACCUCAGAGCCUUCUACAGUCAUUGAUCGAGAGACUGGUGUCCUAUCUUCCACCGCACCAAAGAACUCAAUCACACCUAAUGCAGUCUAUGCUGCUACAAACCUGGCUAUAUUCUUUGCUGAGCAAAGAAGAAUCGCAUCCGCAUUACCAAUCUUUGUGUCUCUACUCCGGGCUCGUAUCGGCGCAGACGAGGCGCGUAUACCCACCAUUGCACCACGAAAGGAUUCAAGUUUGGUAGGCACAUUGGUCAGUCUUCUCCGCGAGCCAGAUUACCCUCCGGUUCCGUCCUCCGGAGACGAACCUUUUCUGCGCAAAGAAAGUGACCGCUGUGAGGAAGCUGCGCUUAAGAACUACAUUGGUGAAAUACUCUUCGCGACUGCAGGGUCAUCUUCUACCCAGCGUCAACAGGGCCUUUCUUGGGUCCGUGACGGAGUCUCAACUUCCAAGGUUGCGCAAUCUCUAGGUGCUAUACGCUCUAAUGAUGAUCUUCGCAAGAAAUGUGAAAAGUGCGAGGAGGUUGGCCUGGAAUCCUGGGGAAAAAUCAUGACUUAUCUUGCUGCCGAAGCUAGGGAGAAGCGCGAUAAGGCAAAGAAUGGAGGUUUGGCAAGUUUGAUGUGGAAAGUCAAAGGGACUAAAACGCUAGAUGAGGAAGUGGAGAAACUGGAAGGCGAGGAAGAAGGCGUCACACUCAGGCUGAACAAACUGAGAAGCAAGAUGCUGAAGGAAGAGUACGAAGAGAUGGAUCGCAAGUAUGCACGGACUUUUGUAUUCUAG
This is a messenger RNA of Bipolaris oryzae ATCC 44560, 1743 nucleotides long. RefSeq lists its product as uncharacterized. NCBI's taxonomy places the organism in Eukaryota, Fungi, Ascomycota, Dothideomycetes, Pleosporales, Pleosporaceae. The record is from RefSeq and is a predicted model, not a curated record. Bases 1 to 1743 code for a protein of 580 amino acids. The transcript has a single exon.